AUGGCGGCUUCCGCGCAACUGCUCUUCGACGAGAAUGGCCAACCAUUCAUCGUUAUGCGAGAGCAAGAGAAUCAAAAACGAAUUACCGGCAUUGAAGCUGUCAAGAGCCAUAUUCUUGCUGCUCGCGCCGUUGCGAACACUCUUCGCACUUCUUUGGGACCCCGUGGUCUUGACAAGAUGCUCGUUUCCCCUGACGGCGAGGUAUGCAUCACCAACGACGGCGCAACCAUUAUGGAGAAGAUGGACGUGCAGCAUCACGUUGCCAAGCUUAUGGUGGAAUUGUCAAAGUCUCAGGAUCAUGAAAUCGGAGACGGAACAACCGGUGUCGUCGUUCUCACCGGUGCCCUUCUUGAGGAGGCUGAGAAGCUUAUCGACCGUGGAAUUCACCCCAUCAAAAUCGCCGAUGGAUUCGAUUUGGCGUGCAAAAAGGCGCUCGAGACGCUUGACUCGAUUUCGGACAAGUUUCCUGUUGAGGACCGCGAACGUUUGGUCGAAACCGCGCAGACAUGUCUUGGAAGCAAAAUUGUGAAUCGCUCGAUUCGCCAAUUCGCCGAAAUCGCUGUCGACGCUGUGCUGUCGGUUGCCGACGUUGAGGCGAAGGAUGUGAAUUUUGAGAUGAUCAAGGUUGAGGGAAAAGUCGGUGGACGACUUGAGGACUCGAUGCUUGUCAAGGGAAUCGUGAUUGAUAAGACGAUGUCGCAUCCUCAAAUGCCCAAAGAGAUUAAGAACGCCAAGGUCGCCAUCCUCACCUGCCCAUUCGAGCCACCAAAGCCAAAGACCAAGCAUAAGCUCGAUAUCACCUCGACGGAGGACUUCAAGGCGCUUCGCGAGUAUGAGCGUGAGACAUUUGAGACGAUGAUCAAGCAGGUGAAAGAUAGUGGCGCGACUUUGGCGAUCUGCCAAUGGGGAUUCGACGACGAGGCGAACCAUUUGCUGCAGGCGAACAACUUGCCGGCGGUUCGCUGGGUUGGUGGUCCUGAAAUCGAGCUACUCGCGAUUGCGACCAACGGCCGAAUUGUGCCGAGAUUCUCGGAAUUGACCGAAGCCAAACUAGGAACUGCGGGACUCGUUCGCGAGAUCACCUUCGGAACUGCCAAAGAUCGCAUGUUGUCGAUUGAGCAAUGCCCGAACGUCAAAGCGAUCACCGUGUUGGUUCGUGGCGGCAACAAGAUGAUUAUUGAUGAGGCAAAACGCGCACUUCAUGAUGCUUUGUGCGUCAUUCGGAAUAUUGUUCGCGAUUCGCGCAUCGUCUAUGGCGGUGGCUCGGCGGAAUUGGCGGCCGCCAUCGAGGUCGCCAAAGAGGCCGACAAGAUUGAUGGAAUCGAGCAGUAUGCGUUCCGCGCGUUCGCCGAUGCGCUUGAAUCGAUUCCGAUGGCUCUUGCGGAGAACUCAGGAUUGUCGCCGAUCGACGCGUUGUCGGACUUAAAGGCGAAGCAGAUUGAGCAGAAGAAUUCGCAUCUCGGAAUUGACGCCGUCUUCGCCGGCACCAAUGACAUGAAGAAGCAGAAGGUUAUCGAAACCCUUUUGAGCAAGCGUGAGCAGAUCUCGUUGGCGACGCAGGUUGUUCGUAUGAUUCUGAAAAUCGACGACGUCCGUGUGCCAGACGACGAAAAAAUGCAAGGCGGUUAUUAA
Caenorhabditis bovis is the source of this 1632-nucleotide messenger RNA. The record is from the annotation of a GenBank genome assembly. Lineage: Eukaryota; Metazoa; Nematoda; Chromadorea; Rhabditida; Rhabditidae.